AUGGAUUCCGAUGCAACCUGCAACUUGGAGCAGCCGCAUGCUCCUUACUUCGUCUCAGCCGAACAACACCGCGCCGAUGAGACUCCCGUCAAGCGUAACAAGGGCAAAGCUCGUGUCGUGACGUUCAGCGAGGCAGAGUUCGACUUUGCCGACCUGGAGUCGCCGCUUCCUGAUAACUCGGAGAACCUUGAGUAUCCUGAGGAAGAGCAAGAUGACUGGGGCGACGAUGAGCUCGAUGGGACCUACGAUGAAAUCGCAGAAUUGGAGAACGACGGCCCUCGUCCGUCCGCUGGCGCCUUCCUCCACGGUAACCGUGGCGAAGGUACCGGCAUGGUCUGGGGCGACUCAGACGAUGAGCGUUAUGCUGGCCCAGUCCAGCAUGGUCCUGCCGGCGCUCGUGUCCGUGGGGGGCGUGCCGCUCUGCCCAAGCCUGUUACUGCAGAUCUUGACUCCGAGGAUGAGAUCAUACUGCGCAUGAAGGAGGAUGGUUUCACGGACCAGCAAGUGGUGAACAAGCUCAAGGAAGAAAAUCGUGUCCGCUAUGAUCGUAAGACCAUCGGAUCUCGCUUCCUCCGCAUCCAAGCUGCCUUGGCUGCAAAGCAAGAUGAGCGCCUAGAAGCCGAAGAGACAGACUGGCAUGAGCGCGAAGAUGAGCUCCUCCUUGAAGCAGUCGCCUUCGCCGACGCUCGCAUCGCCCUCAUGGUCCAGAAAAUCGAAUCUCGCCGCUACAACUACGCCUCGGAUCAGCUGCACAAGCUCAAGCCCGCCUCCCGCUACUCACCCAAAGCAGUCCACGAGCGCUACGCCGCUAUCAUGGCCGGCACAGCACAUAUCCCCUACGAGCUCGACGACAAUCCAGAGCAGCGCUACGCCGAGCGUGCCGAGCGCGUUCGCAUCAAGCGUGCUGCCAGGGAGAAGGAGGCCGCGGAGAAAGCGGCACACGCUGAGCGUCUCCGUAUUUACAAGGAACAACAGGCCAUGAAGCAUGCGCGGAAGCGCGAGGAAGCAGCCAUCAAGCGCGCGCGGGAAGCGGCAGCCAAAGCUCAGCGCGCGCAAAAGAUGGCAGAAAAGCAGAUCGCUGAGGCUGAGAAGGCUGAACAGCGCCGCGCGGAGAUGGUCGAGAAGGCCACUCUUCUCCGGGCUGGGAAGCAAGCUCGCGAGCGCCAGGAGGCUGAUCGAAAGGCUUUGAAGGCUUUGGUCGCUGCUAAGAAGGGAGCCAAAUCAGCCCAUCCUGCCAUCGACCCGGCGCUCUCGGUCGCCUCCAGCACCAUCGCCAGCUCACCGCCUCCACACACUCCUGCCAGGAACAAUCGCGCCGCAUCCACUGCCACUGUCGCCUCCACCAACUCUUCCCACACAGAUCCACGCUCUUCCCUGACUGUCGCGGAGCUCCAAACGCUGGUUGGUGCCCGUGGUCUACUGCGCAGGGGAACCAAGGUAGAUCUGGUCACACGUCUUGCCGAAGCUGAUGACAAGCUCAAUGUCGAGGCUAUGCGGAAGCGCCUGCGCGAGCUGCAUGCACAGGUGGGCGGCAAGCGCGAUGAGCUGUUGGCGCGGUUGGCAGAGAUCACGACCAAGGCCGUCAUUGCGGAGCGUGGUUCGCCUGCUGCCAAGAAGGCUAGUCAGAAGGAAGCUGUCGUCAUCGAGGAGGACGAGGAGGAGGAAGAGGAAGAGGAAGAAGAGCAAGGAAAGAAGAAACCUGCUGAGGGCGGUGUUGCUGCGGAUGAUGCGGCGGAGAAUGCCGCGGAAGAGUAG
This is a messenger RNA of Coniosporium apollinis CBS 100218, 1755 nucleotides long. RefSeq lists its product as uncharacterized. Bases 1 to 1755 code for a protein of 584 amino acids. The record is from RefSeq and is a predicted model, not a curated record. Lineage: Eukaryota; Fungi; Ascomycota; Dothideomycetes. The transcript has 4 exons.